AUGGCGCCCAGCCGCGAUGACCCGUUCGCUGUCUCAAUGGCUGCGGGCAGGACGAAGUCAAAGAACAAGCCCCCUACUGCGACUUAUCUCGAGACGAUGGUUCGGGCUUGGGAAAACGCCUUGGACCGACGCUUGCUCGACCCAGACCAUCCCAUCUGGCGUGGCGUAAUCGAUCCAAGCUUCACAGUGAUACCGACGCAUCCUUAUGAUCCGAUUCCACUGGACUUCCGCCAAUUCAUGGGUCAUCUGAAAAACAUGAUCGCGUCUACCGAGGACUCGUACCGACUCAAAAUCCUCGACAUGGAUACGGAUGUCAACGAGGAAGCCGGAACGGCUACGGUCUUCAUGAAUCUAGAAGUUAGUGGGCUGCCUCUGGGAGUGACGAAGCCGAGUGUCGCUGUCUUCAGGUUUCGAAGGGGUCGGGACGGGAAUUGGAAGGUCACAACUUAUGAGGCCGCUGAGGGCAUUGAAACCACGGCGAGUUCGGCGCCGACUUGA
Zasmidium cellare ATCC 36951 is the source of this 498-nucleotide messenger RNA. RefSeq lists its product as uncharacterized. The record is from RefSeq and is a predicted model, not a curated record. Bases 1 to 498 code for a protein of 165 amino acids. Lineage: Eukaryota; Fungi; Ascomycota; Dothideomycetes; Mycosphaerellales; Mycosphaerellaceae. The transcript has 2 exons.